Messenger RNA from Herpailurus yagouaroundi (jaguarundi), 1011 nucleotides. RefSeq names its product olfactory receptor 52K1-like. Gene Ontology annotation, molecular function: G protein-coupled receptor activity; olfactory receptor activity. The transcript has a single exon. Bases 49 to 1011 code for a protein of 320 amino acids. The record is from RefSeq and is a predicted model, not a curated record. Gene Ontology annotation, cellular component: plasma membrane. Gene Ontology annotation, biological process: G protein-coupled receptor signaling pathway. NCBI's taxonomy places the organism in Eukaryota, Metazoa, Chordata, Mammalia, Carnivora, Felidae.
UUAACCUGCUUCCUUUCUUUCUAGUAGCCCUUCACGCUUCUAAGUGAGAUGAUCACCAUAAUUCUUUCCAAUAAUUCUCAUCACUUCCCACAUACCUUCUUCUUGGCUGGCAUCCCAGGACUGACUGCUGCCCACAUUUGGAUCUCACUUCCCUUUUGCUUUAUGUUCUUCCUGGCAGUGACUGGGAAUGGUGUCCUGCUUUUUCUCAUCCGGACAGAGCACAGCCUUCACCAGCCCAUGUUUUUCUUUCUUGCUAUGCUCUCCUUUGUUGACCUGGUUCUCUCCCUCUCUACUCUGCCCAAGAUGCUGGCCAUCUUCUGGUUUGGUGCUACAGCUAUCAGCUCCCACUCCUGUCUUUCCCAGAUGUUCUUCAUCCAUGCAUUCUCUGCUAUGGAGUCAGGAGUGCUGGUGGCCAUGGCUGUGGACCGCUUCGUGGCCAUAUGUAACCCACUACAUUAUGCAACCAUUCUUACCCCGGUUGUUGUUGCCAAGAUUGGAGGCCUGGUAGUGCUGCGAGGUGUGGGAUUGACCAUCUCCUUUCCAAGCUUGGCCCAUCGGCUGUCCUACUGUGGCUCUCACACGAUUGCCUAUACCUACUGUGAGCAUAUGGCAGUAGUGAAGCUGGCCUGUGGGGCCACCACUGUGGAUAACCUCUAUGCCUUUGCUGUGGCAAUCUUUCUUGGUGUGGGGGAUAUGGCCUUUAUUGCCUACUCUUAUGGGAAGAUUGUGAGGACCGUGAUUCAUUUUCCUUCACCUGAGGCACGUGCUAAAGCUGGCAGCACAUGUACAGCUCAUGUCUGUGUCAUCCUCUUCUUCUAUGGACCAGGCUUUCUUUCUGUAGUCAUGCAGCGCUUUGGCCCACCCACAGCCUCUGCUGCUAAGGUCAUCAUUGCCAAUCUCUACUUGCUCUUUCCCCCUGCACUGGACCCCAUUGUCUAUGGGGUCAAGACCAAGCAGAUCCGGGAGCAGCUGCUUAAAAUGCUGAGGCCCAAGCAGAUUGAUCCCACCUGA